UGGCUUUAACGCAUAAAUUUAUAAUUAAUCGCUUUCACAUAAAUGAAUUUUUAGAUUUUAUUGACAUAUUAAUAUUUAAUAUUAAUAUUUACGUUCAAGAUUUAAUGUAAUCUGAACAAGGAGCAUCACACAUCUCAAUGUGAACAAUUAGCAACAGAAAAUUAGGAAAUUUCGCAACAUAAAAUCCAUCCGCCACCAUUUUUAGAGAGACUGUAAAUUGUUAUUCCAUUUUCCGUGUUUUCUCUUUCAUAUCAACAUGUGAAGCGGGCAGCAAACUAAAAUCAUACAGAAACAAUAAGGAGUACAAAUGUACAAUUGCUUGGAAAAUCCACUAUAUCGACCGCCAUAUUACUUUACAAAAUUGCGCGUUGUCAUGACAACAAAAGUUGAAACAAACAUGGCGGCAGCAAAGACAAAUACUUUCAAUAAUAACAAAAUGCCACAUAAGGGUACAACAUAUAUGGGAAACAUUGCGACGGGGAAUGGCUUGGAAAUAACACCAGAACUUCAUCUUAAGAUGUCUAAGAAAAUUGCCCAGCUCACCAAAGUGAUUUACGCUUUAAACACUAAGAAUGACGAACACGAAAGCAUUGUCGAUUGUCUUAAAGAAAGGCACGAAAAUGAUAUGCAACGGUUACUUGAAGAGACAAGAAGCCGAACAAAUGAACUAAGAUUGAGAAUUGAAAAAUAUGAAAAAGAAAAGACCAACAUGCAAAGUCUGGAGCAACGGUUGCACGAAGAAAGCGAAAAAAGAAAGCAGAUUUUAGUGGAAUUCGAAAAGUACAAAUUAUCCGCAGAGGAAAUUCGGGAAAAAAUGGAGGAAGAAAACGAAUUAAGGGCUAGUGAAAGCAUCAGGCUUAUCUUACAUAGCAAAGAAAACUUUGAGAGGCAAUUGGAAGAAUUUCAAAAUACAAGGAGGCUAAUGGAACAGGACAAAGAUGUAGCAAUGCAAGAGCUAGUUGGUAAACACCACGAAGAACUUGAACAGUUAAUGAAAGCACAUAGACUUAGGUAUGAUGAAGUUGUGAAGGAGAAAGAUCGACUCAAAAAAAAUCUUGAAGCUCAGAUAAACGAAUUAAGUAGUUCCCCUGAAGUACUUCGCGCAGAACGAGAGAAAAUAGACCGUGAGUACAAGACAAAGUUGGAAAAACUCAAAUCUCUUUAUGAGAAUGAACUAAGUCAUGUCAGGGAAGAGACUGUAAGAGCUCAAACUUUGCUAAAAGAAUAUGAACAUAAAGAAAUUGAUCAAAAAAAUACGUGGAGAAUUCAAGAAAAACAGUACCAAAAUACGAUCUCUACUUUGCGUAAGGAACUGGAUACCACAAACAAUAAAACGGCGCUUUUGGAAAAGGAAUUGUCAGAUUUCACAAAAGAGGUUGCUUUAAAAAACGACGGCUUUGAAGCGAUAAUGAAACAAUUGAAUGACGCUGAAAAUCGAAGAAGUGAACUUGCUAAGGAGCUUGAAGAAACUCAAACUGAGCUACGAGUAUCAAUAAAACGUUCUGAAUGUUUAGCUGACGAGUUAUCGCAUAAAACAUGUUCGCACAACAAGCUCGAGGCGACGUGCUUGAAUCAAGAACAGAGCGUAAAGGAAUUGAAGAAAAACGUGGAAUCCAGCAAAGAAAGAUGUUUCAAACUUGAAGAGGAAUUAAAGUUACUAAAAAAUGAUAAACACAGUUUGGAAACAGACUCCGAACAACAAUUAUAUUUACUUAAACAGAACCUCGAGUCUCUUGAAAAUGAAAACGAACACAUCAGAUCUAAAUACAUUGAGGAGUUAGCGUCAACGAAAGAAGAAUCAUCAAAACGCGAAAACGAUCUGCAAACGCUACACGGACAGGAGUUGAGCAACAUGAUAGAAAAACACCAACAGAUAAUCUCUGAAUUAAAAUCGAACCAUGAAACAUCACUGUACGACGAAAGAAGAACUCAAAGCAGAAUCAUUACUAGAAAAGAAAAAGUUUCAAGGGAAAAGGAUAAGAUCAUUCAAGAGAAUGAAAGAAAAUUGGUUAGCUUACAAAAACUGUACGAAGAAGAAACGAAGAAAGUGAAAUUAUUGUCUUCUCGGAUGGAAGAAAGCGAACAUGGACUUGACUCAGCGUCGUCUACAAUUACCGCGUUAAACAAUAUCAUUAAAGAAAAACAGGCGGAUGUUUCUCGUAUGGAAAAGGAAUUGGUAUCAUUGAAAAAUCUUGUUGAACAAUUAAAGAAUGAGGCGGAAGCGACAAAAAUUGCCUUGGAGAAAGAGAAGAGCAAAGCAAAGCUAACUUUAGAUCAAAGUUUAAAAGACAUGCGACAACAAUUAACAAAGGAAUGGAGUGAAAGGCUGAAGUCUGAAAGUUCUACGUUACGUACACUGUUAAAUGAGCAACAUAAAGAUGGACAACAUGCUGCUUUGAAACAGCUGUCAGCUUUGAAAGAGGAAGAAAAGAAAGACAUACGACUCAACGCUGAAAAGGACAUGGCAAUUCUACAAACAAAGAUCAACGAACUUGAGAAAGAACUCAAGGAUGCUGCUUCACGAUUCUUGUCCUUCGAAAGGUCGUUAAAAGAAACGGCGAGUAAAGAACGAAAGAGAAUCGAAGAUGAACGAUCAAUGGAAACGUUAGAGCAUCAGGAAAAGAUGAACAAUUUAGAAUUGAAACAUCAACAAGAACUAGCGCUUUUUAAGGAAAUCAAGGAACAAGAACUGAAGGAACUGGAGGCGAAGCUAAAACAGCAACACGACGAAGAAACGUUAUCUCAACUCAAAGCUUCCAAGUUGAGUAUGGAGGUCGUGAAAUCACAAGCUGAGCUUAAUGCAAAGGAGAAGAUGGCGGAGGAAAGAGUCCAAUUUGACAAAGAGAAACAAAUUCUGGAAAAUGAACUUAUACGACGUCGUAAAGAUGAAAUCAAUAAAAUGAAGAACGACUUCGAGUCGCAAUUAAGCGCCCUGAAGUUGCAACUUCAAGAAAGUGACGAAUUGCGCGUGAAAGAGACUGACAGAUACGCUGUACAAGUUGAAGAGCUCAGUAGUAGCAUUCUUAAGAACGAAGUGACCAUGAACGAAAUUAAAAAUCAACUAUCCGAGAGCCAAAACAACGAAAAGAAAUUGCAGGACGAAGUCGAAUCUAAAGUUCAAGAAAUUUUCAAUGUCAGACGAGAAACGAAUAACCACAUAAGAAAAACGGAGGAAAAGCUGGCGAAAGCGCAUCAGAAAGAAAUGGACUUGCAGGUUGCCGACCAUCUAAGGGAAACACAAAACUUGGUUUAUGAAUUCAAUCGUGCUCAGGAGCAUUUAAAGGAAAAAUGUUCUGCUCUCCAACUCAUGCUUGAAGAAGCAGAAGCCAAAUUUCGAGGUCGACCGCCUCGCGAUGAAGACAUGGAAGUAAUACAGAGCUUAAAAACGGCGUUGACUCUUCGAGAUCAAGAACUAAGAAAAAUGUUGGAUGAAAAACGGUAUUACCAAUUGGAGUUGCUGAAUAGAGAGACAAACUUCAAUAAAGUAUUUGGAAACUCUUCACCCAACAUUGGUGUGAUUAAUCCACUUCAAUAUAAGAAAAAGCCGGGAAAGGACCAUUUAACAGGUCAAGGAAGCGCCAUGACGCUGACGUCAUCUAGACUUGAUCCCAUGCCUCCGUCUAAUCUCUCUGUUCACGAAAAGAAACUGAACAACACGAGCCCUCUGCCACCAACACAAAGCAAAAAACUGAGCGCAAAUAAACGAUUGAGCGUUUAUUGAAAAGUGACAAAUAAAACCACUCUAAUCGUUAUUUGACAUGUAAAAGUAACUUUGUUCUAUAGAGAAUAUAUUCAUUAUUUUAUAUCGAA
Messenger RNA from Xenia sp. Carnegie-2017, 3810 nucleotides. Its product is annotated as protein FAM184A-like. The record is from RefSeq and is a predicted model, not a curated record. Lineage: Eukaryota; Metazoa; Cnidaria; Anthozoa; Malacalcyonacea; Xeniidae. The transcript has 12 exons. The coding region runs from base 308 to 3721 and encodes 1137 amino acids.